Ostertagia ostertagi is the source of this 930-nucleotide messenger RNA. The record is from the annotation of a GenBank genome assembly. Lineage: Eukaryota; Metazoa; Nematoda; Chromadorea; Rhabditida; Trichostrongylidae.
AUGGAUGGUGGAUUCGAUAACUGGCGGGAUCAGUAUCCAGUGUAUACUAAAAGUGACGGUACUUUGAAAAGAAACGAACCCAAAGAUCAAUUGGAUCAAAUGGUCAUAAACUACAAGAGAGCCUGCUUGAUGUUGGACUACCCUGACCUGUCGCCACCGCGUCCAUCCUCUCAACAACCUCGCGUUGCGACAGCGAUUAAUGGCGUAGUUCCUGCUGAUAUACAAAACCAGCCAUUGAAACACUUACCAAACGCUACUGUGAUAAGAGCUGAGGACGUGGAUGUGCAAAGCGCUAAGCGUAUGGAAACAACCUUCUCUGCUCAUGACUCGGCAGUAUCCACAUCGUCUGUCAAGGAGGCACCGUCAGCACCUCGGAGUAGUGCUGCUGCGUCAUCAGUUACGGUGUCUCCAAAAGCUGCAGGUGACGGUGAUAUGUCAGCGAUUACCUCACCCCCACUCUCUACUAACCAAAAGAGCACAGGUCCCGUAGCUCCCACACAGCAGGCACCUUCACGGCUGUCACCUGUUGAAACUUCCAAGCAUGAUCCAGGUGUGGCACAGCCAGUUGCUUCUGGAUAUCAUCCAUCAGUAUCUGUUGGGCCACCUCCAUCGGUACCUCCUCGGCUGCCUAUGGUUGAUAGAUCGAACAAACCAAAUCAGCAUUACGAUGCCGCUCAAGAGAGUAGAAUAGAAGCUGUUCGUAUUGCUCCUGUAUCGAAAACUAAUGCUCAUCCUUCACAACCUCGACUUCCUGAUCGUAGUACUAAACCUGUUCUAGUAAGUAUUGACAAGGAGCAACAAUUAUUGGAUAUUUAUAAUAGUAUGUGCGAUUCCACAGAAGGUAGCUCAAACCGUCGUAGCAGUCCGCGACCUGGUUAUACUGGUCUUUAUAACAUGGGUAAUACGUGUUUCAUGAAUGCAACCCUUCAG